CAAAAUUCGAGGUUAUUGAGACAAGUUUUAUAUUUUUUGCGCAUUUUAUCCAAUGAUAUUGUAUUGUAUUGGCGCGGGUCGUGUAUAGUAUUCGAAAAAGUACAGCUGAAUUGAAAUAAACAGUCUUGUGGCUUAGUAAUAAAACUAUUCACCAGUCGGAAGAUUAAUUCAAUCUUAUCUCGCCUAAUCGGUAUUUAUAUGGUUUAAUCUCAAUAUUUUAAUAGAUAAGCCUUCCAAUAGGUUUUUCUUUUUACUUUGUGGAGUAUUCCACAUGCACCGUGCUAUUAUAUAUUGAUCAGCUGUUUCUACAAGAUUUAAAUCUUAUUAAACAAUGGCAGCGCGAAUUCAUAACAACAUAGUGUACGGGCCCGAGGAGCGCGGCAUUCCUGCACAUUUGUCUUACGGACAACUUAUGUACGAUGGUUUAAAAAAAGGAGGAGAUAAAGUAGCCCAGGUUUGUGCUGAAACAGGUCAAAGCACAACAUUCAGAGAAAUUCUCCAGAAAAGUGUUAAUUUAGCCACAGCGUUGCAGCAGCUGGGACUAAAGAAGGGAGAUGUGGUGGCUCUCAGCAGUGAGAACCGGUUUGAGUUCACAGUGGCGUCGCUGGCCGUCAUGUUCAGUGGAGGAGUGCUCUCUACUCUCAACAUCACAUACUCUCCUGGAGAGAUAACUCACCUUCUAAACAUAGUCAAACCGAAGUACAUAUUCACCUCACCCAUAUCAGCACAGAAUGUACAGGAAUGCAGCAAAGGAUUGAGCUUCGUUGAGAAGAUUAUCCUUUUUGGUGAUUACGAGGUGGUGCCGGCCAUCAUGUACAAUGAGCUGCUGAAGGUGCACGUGGAGAUUGAUGACUUCACGUUGGUGGAUGUGAACGGGGCGGAGGACACCAUGGCCAUCAUGUGCUCGUCGGGCACCACAGGCCUGCCCAAGGGUGUCGAGCUCACCCACGUCAACUUUCUGCUACUCACUGAGCAUUUGAGGUAUUACCUGGAAACGUCCAUGGCUCAGCGGCAGCACAACAUCCAGUCCUUCCUCGCCAUCAUCCCGUGGUUCCACGCGUACGGCUUCAUCACGUCGCUGGGCGUGCUCGCUAUCAACCUGAAGGUCGUGUUCAUGGUGCGAUUCGAGCCUGACCUGUUUUUGGAGACCAUUCAAAACCAUAAGGUGAACAUGGCGACGAUCGUGCCGCCGCUGGCCGUGUUCCUCGCGAAGCACCCGCUGGUGGAGAAGUACGACCUCACGUCGCUCAACGAGGUGUGGUGCGGCGCCGCGCCGCUCUCUACAGAGAUACAGAAAGCCAUCUCGAAGAGAAUAGGAAUCGGGCACGUGCGGCAGGGCUACGGGCUGACGGAGGUGACGAUGGCGUGCUGCGUGGACCUCUCCGCCGCCGGCCAGCCCGGCUCGUGCGGCGCGCCCGCGCCCGGCAUGCAGAUCAAGGUGAUCGACAUAGAGAACGGGCAGCGUCUGCCGGCGCGGCGCGAGGGCGAGCUGUGGAUCAAGUCCCCGUUGCGCAUGAAGGGGUACCGCGGCGACCGCGCGGCCGGCGACGCCCUCGUUGACCCACAAGGGUUCGUCCGGACCGGGGAUAUUGGAUACUAUGAUGAGAACGGAUACUUCUACAUCGUGGAUCGGCUGAAGGAACUCAUCAAGUAUCAUGGUUUUCAGGUGGCGCCAGCCGAGCUGGAAUCCCUCCUCAUCCAGCACCCGCUGGUGGCGGAGUGCGGCGUGGUGGGCGCCCCGCACGAGGCGGCCGGCGAGCUGCCCACCGCCUUCGUGGUGCCGCAGCCCGGUGCCAACCCCAGUGAGCAGGAGCUGGUGGACUUUAUUGCGGAGAAGGUAUCGCCGGCAAAGCGACUACGAGGCGGCGUCAUAUUUGUAGAAGAAAUACCAAAGAAUCCAUCCGGAAAGAUCCUCAGACGAGAAUUGAAGAAGCUACUACUGACCAAGCUGAAGAGCAAACUAUAACAGUGACCUUUUAUUAUAUUACUAGUCAAUUCCCCCCUUAUUCUUAGAUAGAUGAUUCUAUCGGUCUGGUACCGAUCUGGAUAAUGUACCUUCUGAGAUUAAAGGCUACGCUUAGUUAUUUUUUCCUA
Molecule: messenger RNA, 2094 nt
Organism: Plutella xylostella (diamondback moth)
Lineage: Eukaryota; Metazoa; Arthropoda; Insecta; Lepidoptera; Plutellidae
Product: luciferin 4-monooxygenase
Molecular function (GO): CoA-ligase activity
Source: RefSeq, a predicted model, not a curated record